Molecule: messenger RNA, 1202 nt
Organism: Microplitis demolitor
Lineage: Eukaryota; Metazoa; Arthropoda; Insecta; Hymenoptera; Braconidae
Exons: 3
Coding region: 223-1083 (286 amino acids)
Source: RefSeq, a predicted model, not a curated record
CCUCUUUUAGAUGCAACAUAACAACGUCAACAACGCCACUAUCCUGUGUCACACAUUACCGCGCUCGGUUAUUUAUUUAUUUAACAAGGAGCUUAUACACAAGACUCCUUAUUUAUUUUGUUUUGUUUAUUUAAAUAUAUAUAUACAUUUCGCCAAGUGGUGUCUUGGAUAUUACCAUCAGUAAACAAUAUAUAUAUAUAGAUAUCUAUAUAUAUAUAUAUAAUGAAUAAAAUAUUUGUGCCGAUCCUGUGGGCCAUGAUGGCGACGUCGGUCCUUGCGCUGCCUGCCAACGACAAUAAAUCGGGUGACAACGAUCUCAUGGCGACCAUUUACUCAGACUGCAGCAAAAAGGACUCGAUCGACUGCAUAAAAGUAAAGUUUUUUAAUUUCGUUGACAAAAUGCUGACGGACAAAGAGGAUAUCACGUUGUCGGAGGGCAUUACGGUCGUCAAAACUUCAACUGCUGAGGAAGGGGCACCGAGGUCCAUCGACUCGACGGAUGUGGACACUUUGAUCUUCGACAGAGUCGGGAGGUUUUUGAAGACCCACUCUAUCAAGGUCGACCUUAAGGGCAGCGAUAUUUUGGGGGUUGUUGAGUCCGCUGGAAGAAGUCUGGAUGACUUGAGUGAAAGUCUUGUUGAGGGACGGGGUAAAAAGAAGAAGCAGCAGAAAUUAAUGGGACCGUUGAUGAUGGCGAUGGCACUCAAAGCCGCGGCACUGCUGCCCUUGGCAUUGGGAACGAUAGCUCUGAUUGCUGGUAAAGCACUUCUAGUUGGUAAGAUAGCGCUCGUUAUUUCGACGAUAAUCGGGCUGAAGAAAUUACUCGGCGGUCAGAAGCACGUGACGUAUGAGGUCGUCGCGCACCCGCACCACAGCAGCAGCAGCAGCCACGUGGUCAGCCACGACGAUGGUGGUCACGGUGGUGGCGGUGGCGGCUUCAGUGGUGGUGACUUUGGAGGUGGUUACGGUGGUGGUGGCGGCGGUGGAUCCAGUGGUCACGGAUGGGCGCGAAGUCUCCCGCAAGAUGUACAGCAACACGCACAGCAAUUAGCUUACAGUGGCCAAAUUCCUCCACAAGCUUAACUGAUCUCUCCCUUUUUACUCCACCGAAAAAUACUUUCCCAUUAAAUUAAUUUAUUUCCUUACAUAUUUAUUGUAAUUUAAUACUGGUACCUCGAAAUACUCUUUUUUUAUAAUUUAUA